CAGAACACAAAUAGAGUUCAUUACCUGCAAUUUUAAAUGAAGAUGCAAUGGUGGUCAUUUCAGAGUAUUUGAAGGUCAAUUAAAGUUUUCAUUGUGUAAGGAAAAUGGAAAAUGGAACAUAUUUUUACUUCAUGUUGUUUGAAAAUCUUGGGUGCAUGAGAUAUGCUUUCUUCACCUUGGGGUUUAUUUUUUACUGUGCUGUCAUAUUCUUUAAUGUUCUUAUUAUUCUUGUAAUAUUUCUGGAAAAGACAUUGCACAAGCCCAUGUACAUUCUGAUUUUAUGCUUGUCCAUCAAUUCCGUAUAUGGUACAGCUGGCUUUUUUCCAAGGUUAUUGACAGACCUGCUCUAUGAUGCGCAUAUAAUCUCCUAUGAAGCAUGUCUCAUACAGAGUUUUGUCAUUUACUCAUAUGCAGCUUUUGAGCUUACAAUAUUGAUGCUAAUGGCAUUUGAUAGGUUUGUUGCAAUCAGUAAACCUUUGCAUUACAACAACAUAAUUACCAAACGGUUUCUAACUUUUCUAAUAUUUAUAGCAUGGAUUUAUCCAAUUACUUUUGUUGGUAUUGGUGGUCUUUUAACUGCAAGGCUGACAAUCUGUGGUAACAAAUUGCUAAAGGUGUACUGCCACAACUAUGAAAUUGUCAAACUCUCAUGUGUGAACAUUACUAUUAAUAAUAUUUAUGGUCUGAUUGUAACUAUCACAACAAUUUUUAUCCCUUUUUGUUUUAUACUGUAUACCUAUGUCAGAAUUAUUAUAAUUUGUCAAAGAAGCACACGAGAGUUCAGGAGCAAAGCAUAUAAAACUUGUAUUCCACACAUGGUGAUCCUUUUAAAUUACUCAGUUGCUAUUUUUUGUGAGCUCAUUUUGAGUCGAUUUAUUAAUGGAGAACUUCCUAUAGCGCUGACUGUUAUCCUUUCACUUGACUUUAUUGUAAUACCACCCUUUGUAAACCCUAUUGUUUAUGGUCUAAACUUUCCUGAUAUCCGCAAAAAAAUUAGACAUGUAAUAAAAGCCUCAAAAUAGACUGCUUUGUUUCUGUUGUACCAAACCAAGU
Rhinichthys klamathensis goyatoka is the source of this 1053-nucleotide messenger RNA. Its product is annotated as olfactory receptor 51L1-like. Gene Ontology annotation, molecular function: G protein-coupled receptor activity; olfactory receptor activity. Gene Ontology annotation, cellular component: membrane. The record is from RefSeq and is a predicted model, not a curated record. The transcript has 2 exons. Gene Ontology annotation, biological process: G protein-coupled receptor signaling pathway. Bases 105 to 1022 code for a protein of 305 amino acids. Lineage: Eukaryota; Metazoa; Chordata; Actinopteri; Cypriniformes; Leuciscidae.